UGUUGUUGUUCCGGUGUACGUUUGGCUUCAGAACAGAGGGUGACCUCCCUUGUCUUCUUGCUGUCAGCGACUCCCUCUGAUGAUUGUACUGUACCGGAGAAGCCCAAGAUGGCUGCAAGUAAUUAUUUCGGCUUCACCCACGCUGCCGGUUCCCAGUACAGCCCCCUCAGUACUCCCCCUCCCCCAGCCUACUCGCAUCCGUCUGCAGCCACCUAUAGUGCCCAGCAGGCUCCGGCGGUGCCUCACUCAGUGACCGCCUCCUACUCUCCUGUCACGGCGCAGGCGGCCCGGCCCGCCGUCACCGCUCCUUACGCCACCUACCAGAGCCACCAGCCCCCACCAGACUACGCCUUCAGGCAGCCGGACCCUCCGGCACGUCCCCAGCCUGCCACCACCCCACAAACGUAUCAGGUGUUCUCAGAUGCGGACAGCUACAGCUAUGCCCGUCCUGCUGUUGUGACCACCUAUGACAGUAAACAGUACUACCAGACAAGUGCUGCUCCAGCCCAGAGGAGUUCCUCUGACAGCUACUACCAGACUGUCGGUGUAAAGAGUGCUUACUGUCCGGCCCCCACCACUGCGUACAGCCACCCGCCAACUCCCCAGCGGCAGCUCACAGCGCUGAAAGCGGUGACCCCCAGCAGCUCCGUGUCGUCCAGCUACGGCAUCUUCCCGGCAUCCAGCACUGCGCAGCAGUCGCCGCAGACAUCCAUUUCGUCCUACACCCUCGGCUCCACGUUCAGCUCCACCGCCUCAGCCACCUCCUACUCAGGCAUCAACUACUCCAGUUAUGAUCCAGCCGGCUACACCUCUGCAUCCACCCCCACCUAUUACCAGCCGGCCGUGCAGACUCUGUCCCAGCCUCAACUCGCAUCACAUCAGUCUCAGCAACAACAGCUCCAAAAGCCGCAGCCACCCAAGCAGCUGACAAGCGCUUCCUGGGUUAACCCUGGCAGCAACACGGUGACAAGCCCGGCUGGAAACACCUACAAAAAGCCCACUUUUUACCAGAACAAGAUGCUGAAGCCCAAGGGGCCCGCCAAGCAACCCCAGCUGCAUUACUGUGACAUUUGUAAAAUUAGCUGUGCAGGCCCUCAGACAUACCGGGAGCACCUGGAGGGCCAGAAACACAAGAAAAAAGAGGCAGGCUUGAAGACUGGCGGGCCGACGGGUCCCAGCAAUGCCUCCAGAGGGGUCCAGACUCAGUUGCGCUGCGAGCUGUGUGACGUGGCCUGCACUGGAGUGGACGCCUACGCCGCACACAUCCGCGGGGCCAAGCACCAGAAGGUGGUGAAACUACACACCAGGCUGGGCAAACCCAUCCCCUCCACUGAGCCCGUCCUGGUGAAUUCUGCCCCAGCUAUCACAACAUCAACAGCUGCCAAACACCUGGCCUCCACCGCCGACGUGGUGGCCUCGCCAGCCACCAUAUCAACUCCUGCCGCGGCAUCCAAAGCGACUGCCAACACUGUGACUAAAAGUCUAACGGUCAAGAAACCAUUUUCAUCCAAAAUAACUCUCACCUCCAAUAAGCCAGCCAGCUCUCCAGCAUCCGUGACGACAGCGCUGGCGAUGGCCGUGAAGGUGGAGGAGCCCGUGCAACCGCCACCCGUUGUAAAGGCAGAACCUCAGAGCGAGGAUGAGGAUGGCGACAAGGCGGGUGGCCAAGGGGACAUCCAACCAGUCGGCCAUGACUAUGUCGAGGAGGUGCGUAACAGUGAAGGCAAAGUGAUCCGGUUCCACUGCAAGUUGUGCGAAUGCAGCUUCAAUGACCCAAAUGCUAAGGACAUGCACCUGAAGGGAAGACGACACAGACUGCAGUACAAGAGGAAAGUCAACCCGGAGCUCCCCGUGGAGAUCAAGCCCAGUAACCGAGCCAGAAAGCUGCAGGAGAGCAAACUCAAGAAGCAGAAAUCGGUGAUGAAGAGGCAGCGAGACGACGAGCAGCGCUGGCACAUGGAGAUGAGGCGAUAUGAAGAGGACUUGUACUGGAGAAGGAUGGAGGAGGAGCAAAUGUACUGGGGUGAGCAAAGACGCAGGAUGGCCCCCCCACCUCUGAUGAGUCGCCCCGGUAUGCCAGUGCCCCCUCUUCUGACGUGCGUGCGUCGGCCCGACUCGCCAGACGACCGCCACGUCAUGGCCAAACACGCCACCAUUUACCCAGGCGAGGAGGAGCUUCAGGCUGUCCAGAGGAUUGUCUCCCACUCGGAGCGAGCCCUGAAGCUAGUGUCAGACACCCUGCUGGAGAAGGUCCUGACGCCCAACGUUACUGCCACUGCUGAAAGUGAAGACCAAAAAAAGCACCGAGAGCUCAGCUCGGCUGCUCAAGGGUGUGAUGCGGGUGGGUAUCCUGUCCAAAGGCCUGCUGCUCCGGGGAGACACAAAUGUGCAACUCAUUCUGCUGGCAGCUAAGAAGCCCAGUGUCUCUUUGCUCAAGAGCAUCGCCAAGCAGCUGCCCAAAAAUCUGGCGACAUUUUCUGAAGAUCAGUAUGAGGUGCAGGCUCACCCCGAGGAGGCGAACAUCGUCAUAUUAUCGAGCAAGGAGCCCAUAAUGCAGGUGACGGUUUCUCUCACCUCGCCGCUCAUGAGGGACGACCCUGCUGCCGAGGACAAGCAGG
This is a messenger RNA of Doryrhamphus excisus (bluestripe pipefish), 2618 nucleotides long. The record is from RefSeq and is a predicted model, not a curated record. Lineage: Eukaryota; Metazoa; Chordata; Actinopteri; Syngnathiformes; Syngnathidae.